AUGAUGAAGAAAAUGUUUCUCAAAUUAUUUUUGCUAUGUUUGUGGCAUCUGGUUGGAGUGUUUGGUGAUGAAUUGAAGUCGGUGCGGGAGAGACGUUCAGUCACUCUAAACUCUGGUCUUACUGAAAUAAUGGAUGGUGAUCUGAUUCAGUGGAGGUUUUUUAACACUUCAAUAGCUGAAAUCAAUAAACGGUUCGACAGCAUGACUGUAUAUGAUGAUGUUCUUGAUGGGAGAUUCAGAGACAGACUGAAGCUGGACGAUCAAACUGGAUCUCUGACCAUCAGAUACACCACAACUGAACAUACUGGACGUUAUGAACUACAGAUCAACAGUGUGAGCAAGAGUUUCAAUCUCACCGUCCUUCCUCGUCUGCCUGUUCCUGUCAUCAGCAGUAACUCUACGAACUGUUCAUCAUCAUCAUCAUCAUCAUAUUGUUCAUUGUUGUGUUCAGUGGUGAAUGUGGGUCAUGUGACUCUCUCCUGGUACAAAGGAAACAGUUUAUUGUCCAGCAUCAGUGUGUCUGAUCUCAGCAUCAGUCUCUCUCUACCUCUGGAGGUGGAAUAUCAGGAUAACAACACCUACAGCUGUGUGCUCAACAAUCCCAUCAGCAACCAGACGAGACAUCUGGACAUCAGUCAACUCUGUCACACAUGUUCAGACUCUGAACACUGUUGUGGUUAUACUGAAGCUGUGAUCCGAUUGGUUCUCUCUGCCCUGGUGGGCGUGGCUACUGCCAUUCUUCUGGUUUAUGACAUCAGAUCCAGAAGAGCUGAACAAGAUCAAGCACAUAUUCACACAUCAGAAAAUAUUGAAGAAUCUGAAGCAGAUGCUGAACUUUAA
Messenger RNA from Onychostoma macrolepis, 840 nucleotides. Its product is annotated as SLAM family member 9-like. Lineage: Eukaryota; Metazoa; Chordata; Actinopteri; Cypriniformes; Cyprinidae. The coding region runs from base 1 to 840 and encodes 279 amino acids. The record is from RefSeq and is a predicted model, not a curated record. The transcript is spliced from 5 exons.